CACAUUUACGCAAACAGCAACGGCACCAUGGCCCCUUCUCCCGACCUGAUGCUCAGCAUCGAAGACAUCAAGAUAGCUGGGUCGAAGAAGCUUCCUCUCAUGGCACGAGAGUUCUACAACUCCGGCUCCACUACCCAAGUAACCGUUACCGAGAACUCCACGGCCUACAACAAAUACCGAAUCCGCCCCCGAGUCCUCGUCGACGUCUCCAACCUGGAUCUCACUCUCACGCUCUUUGAUCAGACCCUCUCCUUUCCCCUCGGCCUCUCCCCAACCGGCAUCCAAGCAAUGGCGCACCCCGACGGCGAACUCGCGACGAGUCGCGCUUGCGCCCGUCGCAACAUCCCCAUGGCCGUCUCCUCCUUCUGCACAUACCCGAUCGAAGACAUAACGCACGCCUCCAAAACCAUCAACCCAAUCCCCCACGCCAUGCAACUAUACACUCUCCGCGACCGCGAUCUCCAAAAACAAAUCAUCCAGCGUGCAGAAUCUGCAGGCUGCAAAGCCAUCUUUCUCACGGCCGACAGCCCCGUGCUCGGCGUACGAUACAACGAGCAGCGGAAUGACUUUCGCACUCCGGCUGGCCUAUCCUGGCCCAUGAUGGGCGUCACCUCCGAGGCAAUCCAGAGCCAGACCCACGACGCGGGGUUCGUCGCGACAAACUCUGACGCGCAUUCCUGGGCGAGGGAAAUCCCCUGGUUGCGAUCUGUCACGCGCAUGCAGAUCUGGAUUAAAGGUGUUCUUACGGCAGAGGAUGUACUGUUAGCAAGGGAGUACGGAUGUGAGGGCGUGAUUGUAAGUAAUCAUGGCGGGAGACAGUUGGAUGGCGUUGUUCCGACCAUCGAUGCACUGCCUGAGUGUGUCAAAGCCGCGGGGGGGAAGCUGCGCGUACACAUCGAUGGGGGGAUUCGGACGGGUGCGGAUAUGUUCAAGGCGUUGGCUUUGGGGGCGGAAUGUUGCUGGAUCGGGAGGCCCACGUUGUGGGGGCUGGCUUACGACGGCGAACAAGGCGUAACCCGUGUGCUCGACAUCCUAUACGAUGAAUUCAAGCGCUGCAUGCAAUUGACGGGGUGUCGUACUCUAGCGGACAUCUCCCCCGCGGCGCUGGCGAUCAUCCGGACUGAUGGGCCUGUGGCGAGGCUGUAGGAUGGACGGGAUGAUGUUUUUUUUUUUUGAGAUUUAGCUAGAUCUAUAAUCACUUGGGACAGAAGAGGAGGUG
This is a messenger RNA of Aspergillus heteromorphus CBS 117.55, 1219 nucleotides long. RefSeq names its product alpha-hydroxy acid oxidase. The transcript has 4 exons. Gene Ontology annotation, molecular function: FMN binding; oxidoreductase activity. NCBI's taxonomy places the organism in Eukaryota, Fungi, Ascomycota, Eurotiomycetes, Eurotiales, Aspergillaceae. The coding region runs from base 28 to 1146 and encodes 372 amino acids. The record is from RefSeq and is a predicted model, not a curated record.